Falco peregrinus (peregrine falcon) is the source of this 2507-nucleotide messenger RNA. It is a transcript of the gene HNRNPDL, whose product is annotated as heterogeneous nuclear ribonucleoprotein D like. Gene Ontology annotation, cellular component: nucleoplasm. The record is from RefSeq and is a predicted model, not a curated record. The transcript is spliced from 7 exons. Bases 133 to 1038 code for a protein of 301 amino acids. Gene Ontology annotation, biological process: regulation of gene expression. Gene Ontology annotation, molecular function: poly(A) binding; poly(G) binding. Lineage: Eukaryota; Metazoa; Chordata; Aves; Falconiformes; Falconidae.
UGGCUGCCGGCGCGGGUAUAUAAGGGCGGCGCAGGCGGUGCCCGGAUCUCUUCCGCCGCCAUUUUCUCCCCCGCACAGAUCUCCGCUGUGUCCGCCGCUUGCCUAAAACCUUCUCGUCGCCCUCGCCCCGCCAUGGAGGACGCGACCGAGAUGAGCGGCGGCCCGGAGGAGUUCGCCGAGGGCUCCAAGAUCAACGCGAGCAAGAACCAGCAGGACGACGGGAAAAUGUUUAUUGGAGGCCUCAGUUGGGACACCAGCAAGAAGGACUUGACCGAGUAUCUCUCUCGGUUUGGUGAGGUUGUGGAUUGUACGAUUAAAACAGACCCAGUCACUGGGAGGUCGAGGGGGUUUGGGUUCGUGCUCUUCAAGGAUGCUGCCAGCGUGGAGAAGGUGUUGGAACUGAAGGAACACAAACUGGAUGGGAAGCUAAUAGAUCCUAAAAGGGCAAAAGCCCUAAAAGGGAAGGAGCCACCAAAAAAAGUGUUUGUUGGUGGGCUGAGUCCUGAUACUUCCGAAGAGCAGAUUAAAGAGUACUUUGGCGCUUUUGGCGAGAUUGAAAAUAUUGAGCUUCCCAUGGACACAAAGACAAAUGAAAGGAGGGGCUUCUGUUUUAUCACCUACACAGAUGAAGAGCCAGUAAAGAAGUUACUAGAAAGCAGAUACCAUCAAAUUGGUUCAGGCAAGUGUGAGAUCAAAGUAGCACAGCCCAAAGAGGUAUACAGGCAACAGCAGCAGCAGCAGAAAGGAGGAAAAAGCAAUACAGCUGGUGGACGAGGAGGUGGAAGGGGGCGUGGACGGGGGCAGGGACAAAACUGGAAUCAAGGAUUUAAUAACUACUAUGAUCAAGGAUAUGGAAAUUACAAUAGCGCUUAUAGUGAUCAAAGCUACAGUGGCUAUGGAGGAUAUGACUACUCUGGGUACAACUAUCCCAAUUACGGAUAUGGGCCAGGAUACACAGAUUAUAGCGGUCAACAAAGCACAUACGGAAAGGCAUCCCGUGGUGGCGGCAAUCACCAAAACAACUACCAGCCGUACUAAAGCAGUACCUAGUACUUGAGGAAACAGGUGUGUACAUGAGUGCAAGGUCCACUCUGAGUAUGUCUAAUCUAAUUUAAAGAUCAAUAGACAAAUGAAGAGUAAAAACUUGCGUAGCAUGACUUUUCCUUUUAAUUAAGCUUUUGUUAACUUAAAAAAAUACUUUUUUUUAAAACCAGCUUUGCCUACAGUGUCUAUAGAUCUUUAACUUUGUUAAAAUGUGACUUUAUCUUCUUUAGUACUUCAGAAAAACAUAAGAGUUUUUCUGUUUUGCGUUGUGUACCAGGUGGUCUAGAGGAAUAAUUAAACUUAUUAGAAGUAUUAACAGGUAAAGUACUGAAAUGGGUACAACUUAAGGAAAACAAGAAUGUUGUCUUCUAACUCUGACAUUAUACCUUGUUUGUACCCGCCAGCGGGAACUUCAUUGCAGGCCGUGUGUCACCCUGACCACGUCUAUCUCUGGGGUCGCACGUUGCAGGCAGAGCGCAAGGCAUACACCAGAAAACGCUGUCCUGUGGUAUGGUCUCUUCCAACUUCAUGUACCAGCGUAAAGAUUAAAGUGGAAAACUUCAGACUUUGGCUUCUUUUUUUAAUCUUUUUGGAGAUUUAAGUGUCUUAACUUAAAUGGUUUUUUACAGGAGUUAAAGUACAUAAAUGCCUUUACAGCUUAAUCAUUUGGUCUUCUGUUUAGUGUUGUAUUUCAAUUGUGGAACCUCAUUUUAAGUGUGCAUUCUUUAAGAUUUAAUGCUUGCUUUUUUCUUUUUAUAGCUAAUAGUGAAAUCUGCAAACCAAAACGAACUUUUAAAUCUGGAAAAACAUUAAAGAUCAUAUGCAUGUGCACUGUGUGAACUAAAUCAACCUGACUUCUGUUUGCACAGCAGUCUAGAUGGAUUUAAAAAAAAAUCUGAAACCCUUUUGGCAGUGUUUCCAGUAGAAAUAAACUGAUCCAGAGCCUCAUUAAUAGUCUAAAUUGGAUGUGGUGUUCUGGAACAGCUUCUUAAAUGGGCUGAAUGGCUGUAUUUGGGAAGAUAAAUUAAUGAUGGGUAACAAAACCUCUUGUGUUACCUUAAUAAAUAUGCAUAUGAUCUUUAACAGUGAAGAAAGGAAUAUAUAGAAGACUUAAAGCAGUUCAUGAAAAUGGACCUUUUAACGAUUCUUGUAGUAACUUGCACAGAUCUGACAUACAUUUUGUCUUGAUUUUUUAGGUAGAGAUACUGCAACAAAACCAUCUUGCAGCACAUCGUCAGUGAACGGAGGGUGGUCUUCGUGAGAGGAAAUGACUAUUUUGUAAAAGACUUAGUGUAUGACACAACUGUGUCCAACUGUACAUAGCAGCUGACUAGUUUUCUUUUAUGGUUUUUACUUUCUUUUUGCCAUUCAUGUUAUGACACAAUGUGGACUUGUGUUUAUACGAACUUUAUUUGUAUAAUUUCAUGUUAAAGGAUUCUCUAAUAAACGCUUACCUAAGUGAA